ACAGCAGAAGCCAGGAGCAGAAGUGUUUGGACCAGAAGUGUAAAAAGCUGCAAUUGCUCUCGGGUUCAUUUAAAACGUUCCGGAAUAUCAAGUGACCUGCUCAUGACCUGGAUUGGUAUCGACCCAAAAUCAGCCUUGUAAGACCACCAUGGAGGAUUCCAAGACCCGAGGGAAGGACGUUGCAGAGGAUGCUGAGCUAGCAAACGCCAUCAUGGCUCGACAGUUUCACCCAUCAGUCAUGGGCCCGGAAGCCUGGGAGGGGUACCUGUUUUCAGACCUGGAGAUCCGAAUCAAAGAAUCCACGGACCUCUAUGGCGCCGUGCUGUGGCCAUCAGCCAUGGUGCUGUGCCAUUUCUUGGAAGCCAACCAGGACAAAUACAACCUGAUGGACCACAAUGUGAUUGAACUUGGAGCAGGAACUGGACUGGUGUCGAUCGUCGCCAGUUUGUUAGGAGCCAAGGUGACCUCGACUGACCUUCCAGACGUGCUGGGAAACCUCCAGUAUAACGUCACACGAAAUACAAAGGGGAACUCUAAAUAUAUCCCUCUGGUGACCGAGCUCAUCUGGGGACCAGAGGUUGAGCAGCGGUUUCCACGGGCGACACACAGGUUCGACUAUAUCCUGGCAGCCGACGUGGUCUACUGUCACCCUUAUCUGGAGGAACUGCUCAACACAUUCGACCACCUCUGUCAAGAGAAUACUCAGAUCUUGUGGGCCAUGCGUUUCCGUCUUGACCCUGAAAACCGAUUUGUGGACCGUUUUAGGGAGCGCUUCCAUCUGGAGGUGCUGUAUGACCUCCCCAGCCUCAGUAUCAAACUGUACCGGGGCUGGAGGAAGGACUCAAAAGGGGCUCCAGCUUGAAUAAUGAUUCCAGGAUCUGUUGUUUACAUUCAGUGUUUUCCAACAAACUCUUUAUGACAUGAAGGAGCUGUACGUUGUUGUUGUCCACCACACAUUGCGCAUGAUGACAAAUGCACCCCACUGGAUAUAAGUCAACAGAACGUAAACAAGCAGACAUGCGGUCUGUUUUGCCAUUCGACUUUCAAGACGUCAAAAUAGCUGCUGCGUGUCUGAAGAGGCUGAAUUUGAUAUCUUCAACUCUUUCUCUGACAAAGAUGUCAACCCCAUUCUGAG
Synchiropus splendidus (mandarinfish) is the source of this 1135-nucleotide messenger RNA. It is a transcript of the gene mettl21e, whose product is annotated as methyltransferase like 21e. NCBI's taxonomy places the organism in Eukaryota, Metazoa, Chordata, Actinopteri, Syngnathiformes, Callionymidae. Gene Ontology annotation, cellular component: cytoplasm; cytosol. The record is from RefSeq and is a predicted model, not a curated record. Gene Ontology annotation, biological process: peptidyl-lysine methylation. Bases 149 to 862 code for a protein of 237 amino acids. The transcript has 5 exons. Gene Ontology annotation, molecular function: protein-lysine N-methyltransferase activity.